Messenger RNA from Gekko japonicus, 612 nucleotides. RefSeq names its product DENN domain-containing protein 5A-like. The transcript has 4 exons. The record is from RefSeq and is a predicted model, not a curated record. Lineage: Eukaryota; Metazoa; Chordata; Lepidosauria; Squamata; Gekkonidae. The annotation marks the transcript as partial. Gene Ontology annotation, molecular function: small GTPase binding; guanyl-nucleotide exchange factor activity.
GCAUCAUUCUUGUCUGACCAGCCCGAACCUUAUUUGCCUUUCCUCUCAAGAUUUUUGGAGACACAGAUGUUUGCUUCUUUUAUCGACAAUAAGAUCAUGUGCCAUGAUGAUGAUGAUAAAGAUCCUAUUUUGAGGGUGUUUGAUUCUAGAGUGGAUAAAAUUAGAUUACUAAAUGUCCGUACACCAACUCUGCGCACAUCAAUGUAUCAAAAGUGCACUACCAUCGAUGAGGCUGAGAAAGCUAUUGAGUUACGGCUGGCAAAAAUAGAUCACACUGCAGUGCAUCCCCACUUGCUUGAUAUGAAGAUUGGACAAGGAAAAUAUGAACCUGGAUUUUUCCCUAAGCUUCAGUCUGAUGUGCUUUCUACGGGACCAGCAAGCAACAAAUGGACCAAGCGAAAUGCACCUGCACAGUGGAGGCGGAAAGAUAGACAGAAACAACACACAGAGCAUCUUCGUCUUGACAAUGAUCAGAGAGAGAAGUAUAUUCAAGAAGCCCGGAAUCUGGGCAGCACAAUUCGACAGCCCAAAUUGUCUAAUCUCUCACCAUCAGUAAUUGCGCAGACCAACUGGAAAUUUGUUGAAGGUUUGCUUAAAGAAUGCCGAAAUAAG